Messenger RNA from Eucalyptus grandis, 2149 nucleotides. RefSeq names its product protein ALP1-like. NCBI's taxonomy places the organism in Eukaryota, Viridiplantae, Streptophyta, Magnoliopsida, Myrtales, Myrtaceae. The record is from RefSeq and is a predicted model, not a curated record.
CAGCAACAUCAUCCUCCAUCCCCACGAGAGAAGAGAACAUUGUCAAACCCCCCGUUCACACCUGCUUUUUGUCCGAAAGGAGCUACCUUUAUAAUUCCCCAAUCCACUUCUCCACCUCCUCGAACUGACCCAAGAACGAAACGAGGGGGAAGAAGAAGCAGCACAGCCACAGCGGCAGCAGCGAAUCGCCAAAGUUGCAAUCUUUUCUCGUCCCCCCCGGCCUUUAUGAAACUCGCUUCCCUCCCGAACCCAGAAGACCUCUCCUACAUCCUGACCCUCCUCCAGAACUCCAUGAACGAGGCGGCCUCCGCCACCACCGCCACCUCCACCAAGCGCCGCCGGAGGAAAGAGAACGGCGGCGACAGGGGCGGCGGCGGCGGAGGAGGAGGAGGAGGAGGUCGGGACGCGGGCUCCCCUGGCGAAGAGGACGGCGGUGGCGGGAGGAAGAAGGAGCUGAAGGGGGUGCUCGCGUCGCUGCUGCUGCUGGACGAGCAGGAGAAGCGGGACGGGGAGGAGAGCCAGAGGGCGUCCCGGGAGGAGAAGCAGCUGUUCGAGACCAAUCACAAGAAGAAGACCAAGGCCAUGCUGGACUACUACUCCAACGUCGAGGAGUACUACACGGAGGUGGAGGAGCAGGACCGGGUGAGGCGGAAGAAGGGGCGGUCGAUGGCCGGGGCCGUCGCCGGCGCCGUCGCCUGCGAGGCGGAGUCGGAGGAAGGGGAGAAGGGGGCCAAGAAAGGGGGCGGCGGCGACGGCGGCGGGGCCGGGCAGCAGAGGCGGUUGUGGGUCAAGGAGAGGUCGAAUGCGUGGUGGGACGAGUGCAAUACGCCGGGCUUCCCGGAGGAGGAGUUCAAGAAGGCGUUCAGGAUGGGGAGAUCGACCUUCGACAUGAUCUGCGAGGAGCUGAAUUCGGCUAUCGCGAAGGAGGACACGACAUUGCGGAGCGCCAUCCCGGUCCGGCAGCGGGUGGCGGUCUGCCUGUGGAGGUUGGCGACCGGCGAGCCGCUCCGGCUCGUCUCGAAGAAGUUCGGUUUAGGCAUUUCGACUUGUCAUAAGUUGGUUCUCGAGGUGUGUACGGCUAUUCGGACCGUAUUGAUGCCUAAGUACUUGCAAUGGCCUGAUGAGGAUAAGGCUAGGAAGAUCAAGGAUGAAUAUGAAUCGAUUUCGGGGAUACCCAAUGUCGUCGGGUCGAUGUACACGACCCAUAUUCCGAUUAUCGCUCCUAAGAUUAGCGUCGCCGCUUAUUUCAAUAAGCGGCACACGGAGCGGAAUCAGAAGACCUCGUAUUCGAUCACUCUGCAAGGCGUGGUCGACCCCAGAGGGGUGUUUACUGAUGUCUGUAUCGGUUGGCCUGGUUCGAUGCCCGAUGAUCAGGUGCUGGAGAAGUCUGCGCUUUAUCAGAGGGCUAAUGGGGGCUUAUUGAAGGGCGUUUGGAUCGUCGGUAAUUCGGGGUACCCCUUGUUGGAUUGGGUCUUGGUGCCUUACACACAGCAAAAUUUGACGUGGACUCAGCACGCGUUUAAUGAGAAGAUCGGCGAGGUCCAGAAGGUGGCGAAAGACGCAUUCGCGAGGUUGAAAGCGAGGUGGAGCUGCUUGCAAAAACGGACGGAAGUGAAGCUUCAGGAUUUGCCGGUGGUUCUCGGAGCAUGCUGUGUUCUGCAUAAUAUCUGCGAAAUGAGAGGCGAGGGAAUCGACUUGGAGCUAGGACUCGAGCUCCUUGAUGAUGAGAUGGUCCCUGAGUUACCUUUGAGAUCAGUGAGCUCGAUGAAGGCUAGGGAUGCUAUUGCCCAUAACCUCUUGCACCAUGGCCUGGCUGGGACUUCUUUUCUAUAGAGCAAACAGUCACAGCUGAUUUAAAUUCUUAUUUUCGUUUUUUUUUUUUUUUGUACUUUUGAAAUGGUAAUUCUUUGGAAUUCUCUUUCUUUCAUACUUUGCUGUAGUCUUACACCAUAAUUAUUCAUCAUGAUUUGUUGAAGGAGCUGUGUAAAAGAUACGCUCUUGCACCUUCCACAAACAGAUGAUACUAGUCUUCAUAAGCUUUAUGUUAUAUAGGUUGAAUCGAAGGAAAAUGUUGCAGAUCGUGAUUACACACUUGAAUUAGCAAAAAAGGAAAAAACUCAGAUGAAAUUCGACAUUAUUGGAUUCUUUA